This is a messenger RNA of Magnusiomyces paraingens, 1305 nucleotides long. RefSeq lists its product as uncharacterized. Gene Ontology annotation, cellular component: membrane. The transcript has a single exon. NCBI's taxonomy places the organism in Eukaryota, Fungi, Ascomycota, Dipodascomycetes, Dipodascales, Dipodascaceae. The coding region runs from base 1 to 1305 and encodes 434 amino acids. The record is from RefSeq and is a predicted model, not a curated record.
AUGGCUUCAUAUCAACAAUUACCAACCGCAGAUAGGUCUUCUUACGUGGACGUGUCUACAACACGCCAUGAAGACCCUGAACACGAUCAUCUCUUUGAAGCAUCAAGAAGCUUAACCCAUGAGAGCUCUGAAAAGGCUCUUGGUCAGCGUCGACGAUAUAUUUACUCAGGACUCGCGCUGCUAGUCUGUUUGAUUACAUUUGUUGUUCAGACCGAAGUUGCAGGAUACCUGGCCACAACAUUGCAAUAUAAAAAGCCCAUCUUCAUGUUAUACAUUACACAUUCAUCAUGGACGCUACUAUGGCCUCUCCAGAUUCUUAUUCUUCGUCUAGUCAAGUACCAUUUACCUUUUUCAACGUUUUUCCGAUUGCAUCUUAAAACAGUUUUAUCCACAGCUGAAAUGAUUCUAGACCAUAACACAGGCGACCAUCUUUCAAGAAGUCACCACCACACCCCACAACAGUUUACCCCAGAAAAUACUCUCCCCAGAGCCAAAGCUCUGCUUUCCCAAAUUCUCAAAAUUUGCUUUUACCUCUUUCUCGCCCUUACUGUUGCAGGAUCCUCUUGGUACAUUGCAAUUAACCUGACAACUACCAGUGACAUUACUGCAAUUUACAAUUGCUCGGCCUUUUUCGCCUACGCCUUCUCAGUGCCGCUGCUUCACGAGCCACUCCGUCGUGACAAGGCCUUUAGUGUGAUACUAGCCAUGGUCGGUGUAUUUAUAGUUGCGUACGGCGGUGGUACUGACCAAAACGAAGACGACGCUGCCAAGUAUCCUUUCCGUGUCUGGGGGAACCUUAUCAUUGGUGUUGGUGCCGUUCUCUAUGGUCUUUAUGAAGUUCUCUAUAAAAAACUGGCCUGCCCACCAUCUGCAGUAUCGCCCCGACGCCAGGCUGUCUUUGCAAACGUUGUCGGUAGCGGAAUCGGUCUCUGCACGCUGUGCGUGCUUUUGAUCGCUCUGCCUAUUCUUCACUGGACUGGGGUCGAGCGCUUUGAGCUACCUCGUGGCCAAAUCCUUGGUCUUCUGUGUGCGUCUAUCGUAUCCAAUAUGCUUUUCUCUGGCGGCAUGCUGGUUCUCAUGUCGCUCACAUCCCCCGUUCUGUCGUCGGUAGCCUCGCUACUGACCAUCUUUAUAGUUGCAAUUGUCGACUGGUUUCUCUUCAGUGUGCCCGUCACUUUGGCAGGGCUUAUUGGUGGAAUCAUGAUUAUUGCAGCAUUUCUGUUACUUUCUUAUGCAACUUGGCUUGAAUUACAAGCUGAGGAUGAUACCGAAUUAGAGGAUGAGUAUAACCAGGAAGUCAAUUAG